CGCUGGUGCCACCGCUGCGAGUGCCCAAAGCCCGAGCUCACGCACCACUGCAAGGUGUGCCGCAAGUGCGUGCUGAAGAUGGACCACCACUGCCCUUGGGUCAACAACUGCGUGGGGCACAGGAACUACAGGUACUUUUUCAACUUUCUCGCGUGGCUGUGGCUCGCGUGUGCGCUCACCGUGGCGCUCACGUGGCGCCCCGCGUGGUACGGCGGACGCGGUUUGACCACCGGACUCAGGAGCAAGACGGCGACGCUCUUCUCCGCCGUGCUGGCGUUGUCCAUAUUCUGCGCCAUGUGCCUGAUGUGGUUCUGGCACGUGUACCUGGUGUGCACGGCGCAGACCACGAUAGACUACUACGAGUUCAGAGACUUGCGUAAGGAGGCUAAGAGGCGCGGCGUGGUGUGGAGGAACCCGCACGACCUCGGGUCGUGGCGC
This is a messenger RNA of Micromonas commoda, 438 nucleotides long. RefSeq lists its product with no specific name. The transcript is spliced from 2 exons. Gene Ontology annotation, molecular function: palmitoyltransferase activity. NCBI's taxonomy places the organism in Eukaryota, Viridiplantae, Chlorophyta, Mamiellophyceae, Mamiellales, Mamiellaceae. The annotation marks the transcript as partial. The record is from RefSeq and is a predicted model, not a curated record.